Daphnia pulex (common water flea) is the source of this 1242-nucleotide messenger RNA. RefSeq lists its product as uncharacterized. NCBI's taxonomy places the organism in Eukaryota, Metazoa, Arthropoda, Branchiopoda, Diplostraca, Daphniidae. The record is from RefSeq and is a predicted model, not a curated record. Bases 173 to 1099 code for a protein of 308 amino acids. The transcript is spliced from 3 exons.
GUAUUUCGAAAUCCUGGAGAAGCAGAAAGGGAGGGAAAGUCCCCCCUGAUUGGCUGCUGUAACCUCGUGGUUCGUUAUGAAAUCAGUUGAAAAUUUGGUUGCGGAGUAGAGAGUCGCGUUACGAAAGUCUUCCUUAUCAGCAAAUUAAUUUGAUUAAGAGCACUCAAUCAAAAUGGAUGUUGAGAAUGGAAGAGUUCCAGAUAAGUAUUGGAUUUUGAAAAAAGAAAUCAAGGAUUGUUUUCUGAUUGGAAACUUGUUGCUUGUACUGUUGCAAGUUCAGUUAUGCUUUCAUUUUGCAAAGGUUUCACAGUUUCCAAUUCCUAGUGUUUCCGAGGCAACUUUUGACUGGAUUGAAUUCUUGAAAAAUGUUCACCUGGCUUAUUCAUUUCUAUUCUUCUUGAUAAAGCAGUAUAAUAAUCCCACUGCAUUACAUUUACUUGCAGUUAUUGCAACGUGUAGCAUGGCUAUCUCAUGGAUAAAUUUUUCACUACACAGUCUCAGUGGCAUCUCAAAGUUUAACAGUGCCCCCUGCGAUGUACUAGAUGGUGUGUCCAUGAAUAAUUCUUAUGUUGUGGAAUGGAAAAAAUCUCUUAAUACCAAAUUUGUUUCCCUAAUGGGUUCUUUUGCCAAAAACAGUUUAAGUGUCAAAGCAUUCAAAGUGUUACAAUUUGAAGUCAUAAUAUCAGCACAAAAAUUGAGCUUUGAAGAAGUUAUUGAAUUUACUGUUGAAAACGAACUUCCUUUUCAAUUGGUUUGUUCCCUAGAUUAUUCUUGGCCAAUUGUAAGCAUGUGCAAAUGGACUACUGAGAAAUUUGCCAUGGUGAUUUAUUUUCAAAGGUUUACUGCAAACUUGAUGAUAUUUAACAAUGCAUUGUUUUUUUUCUUCAUCCACUGUUUCUUUACCCACAAUGACCCCAUUAUUUUGAAUCGUCCUUCACGUUGGUCAACUGUAUUUGUAUUUAUCUCAAAUUCAUUCAAGAUUCUUUCUACCUUGAUAUGGUUUCUUUUUUCAAUGUUUUUGAACAACUACUUUCUUUCAGACGAUUCCUUUCACUGGUUUACUUCAAAUGAUACUUCAAUUUGUAACCUUGUUUCGUGAAAAAAGGCCCAACAUAAUUUUGUAUCUUUAAAAAAUUGAUCUUCAUCUUCGAUGCGAAAAAAAAACGAAUUUCAGGCUAUUAACGCAGAUAUACUUGCAUUUUUCUGUACGCAUGUAUCCCGGAAUAAAUUUGUAGAAAUAUU